CCGGGGGGCACUGUGUAUGUGUAACACGGUUGCCGGCGCCGACUUUAGACGGUUUAUGGGUUUUUUUCUCGCGUCGUGUUGCUGUUAACGCGGCCGGCCAGCGGCCUGCGGUGGAGCCUCCGCCGGGAUCCGCCGACUCGGCAGCCCGCCCCGCAGAGCGAAAAGCCUGCUUGGGCCAGUCUCUGCUCCCCUUCCCGAGGACUGUGACGGACUGCAGGAACAGCAGACCCACGGACUAUAUGCUUACUGCUGAGUUGGGGUUGGGGCUGGGGUUAGGUACCUCACUUUCACUUUGUUUCGGGCACUCCCGUGUUUGUUUGUUUUCCUGUUUGCUCUGACAUUUACUGGUAUAGUCUGCCACGUGAUUGAGGUAGCGCCGUUGAGUCUGGGUGUUGGCCUCCGGGUACAGUAACGAGCCGGGUGGCAGCAUGGCCGAUGAAACCGAGAAACUGUCGCUACGGCGACUGGAGCAGCCCAUCCAGAAGUUCAUCAAAGUGGCCAUCCCCACUGAUCUGGAGAGGCUGCAGAAGCACCAGAUGAACAUCGAGAAGUUCCAGCGAUGCCAGCAGUGGGACAGGCUACACCAAGAGCACAUCAACGCCAGCCGCACGGUGCAGCAACUGCGGGCAAACGUCCGGGAGAUGGAGAAGCUGUGUGGGCGUGUACGGAGGGAGGACGCCCUGGCUCUGGAGAAGAUGGUGCAGCCGACCCGGGAUCGUGCCUCUGAAGCCGUGCAGGACUUCCUGGGCCUGCUCGCCGACGCCAAGCCACAGCCUGGCCCCUCAGCCCCCGCCCACGCAGACGCCAUGCGAGGGAAAACCCUCAAUGUUGCGGAAGGAGAGCAUCCCCCUGCCACACAGGCCCAACUCCUCCUGCCUGAGAUCCCUGAGCACCAGAACGCAGCCGAGUCCUGGGAGUCACUGGAGGAGGACCUGCUGGAACUGAACGGCCUGGUGAACGAAUUCUCGGAACUGGUCCAUUCCCAACAGGGGAAGAUUGACAGCAUCGAGGACAACAUCAGCAGAGCUGCUGGAAACGUCGAGGAAGGGACCCAAAGCCUGGGGAAGGCGGCGAAGUACAAGAUGGCAGUGCUGCCGCUGGCGGGAGCCCUGCUGGGCGGGGUGGUGGGCGGCCCUCUGGGGCUGCUGGCGGGCUUCAAGGCUGUGGGUGUGGCAGCCGCCGUUGGCGGAGGUGUCCUUGGCUUUGCUGGAGGGAGCCUCGUUCAGCGCACCCAGCGGGCCAAGGUGGACCUGGAGCUCCAGAAGGUCUCUGGUGCAGAAGGGGGCUGCAAGAAGGACUGACCCCCCCGCGGUCUCCCGCCCUGGCCAUGUCCUCCCACAUAUGCUGUUUGACAACCUGGACAGGGCCUGCAGCAUCCUCCAUGCUGGAUAUAGCCUUGUACGCUUGUGGGAGGAACCAAAGCCGAGCUAAAAAGCCCAUCAGGUUACAGCAAAUCUGCUUCCAAUCACAGACUGGAGCUCAAAUUCUUUGAGGAGCAGCAUUGGGAUUGAUUUAAGAAGUGCCAGAAGAAUUUUGAUUUUCUUUUUUAAAGACUUGAAAGUACUGAAUGUAAUUUAAGUAAUAUACAGCAAUACACAGUGCAAGGGAGACCGGCAGACUUAGUCAGAUUGUGGACUGGGUCCAGCCUUUCAGUCACGCCUGUCCUCUGAGUGACAGUCCUCCAUCCCUGCACCUGUUUCCUUGGUACCUCAUGCACUUUUCGGACAUGGACCCAGUCAGCAAUAUGGGUGAAAGUGACAUUAAAAGCUUGGUGUGAGCAGCACUAAACUGGGAGUAGGGGUCACAGCCUCGCCUUCUGUUUCCACCAAAGCAGUAGGUGCCAUUCGAGGAGCCCCUUCAAAUCCAGCCUGAACUGAGGCCCGUGACCAGUGACGGCGCAAAAUGAGCCCCUUCGCUCGCAGAAGCGUGAUUCUCUGGCCUGGCCAAUGAGAGUGAGCAUGAGAGUGCAGGGCAGGGAGGGGGGCCCAGACGACAAUCUCCAGCACACCCAGCCAACCCCCCCACCCCCAAUUCAUUCAUAUCGAUUCCGACUUUGAGUAACUUUGUCAUAAGUGGAGCCAGUACUUCUGUGUAGUGUGUCUGGCCCCUUCAUUGUACUGGUACCUUCAUGUGGUUAUUCGCAUACUUUGUCACACGUGGCACAAACACCCUUAAUGUCACACCACAGUCAGAAAUAACUGUAGCUCACUCAUGUUUGCCUGUGUUCGUGUCUUACUGCUACUGGCUGACAUCAAGUUGUCCUCAUUAUUGUUCUAAAUGUUUUUUUUUUUUUGAUCGUUCAUCUGGGAACCACCACAGGCCGAGCUGCAGCAUUCCCUUAUCAAGUAGGAUUCGGUCUGGACCGCACUGCCGCCCUGCUGAUGGCAUAGCAUGUGGACUGAAGCUGUUUUGUCAUAACUGCCAAAAAUAAACAGACUCUUUGCCAAAGCCA
Brienomyrus brachyistius is the source of this 2452-nucleotide messenger RNA. It is a transcript of the gene stx17, whose product is annotated as syntaxin 17. Gene Ontology annotation, biological process: intracellular protein transport; vesicle fusion; exocytosis. The coding region runs from base 429 to 1301 and encodes 290 amino acids. Gene Ontology annotation, cellular component: SNARE complex; plasma membrane; autophagosome membrane. The transcript is spliced from 8 exons. The record is from RefSeq and is a predicted model, not a curated record. Gene Ontology annotation, molecular function: SNAP receptor activity; SNARE binding. NCBI's taxonomy places the organism in Eukaryota, Metazoa, Chordata, Actinopteri, Osteoglossiformes, Mormyridae.